AUGCCCAGCAGUUUUCCACUCGUUAUCCAGCAGCAGCACAGGCCAUCGUUCACCGCCAUUAUGUCGAUGACUACUACGACAGCUUCGACACCGAAGAGGAAGCCAUCGAGCGAACCAGGGAGUUUGGGAGUGGGUGGUGGCUCCAGAGAGUCAAUCCAUUUGAACCAAGACAAGGUGACGGAUUACGAACGAGUUCUCGGCAUCAUGUGGGACACACAGAACGACGUGUUUUCCUUUGCGGUACCCACAAACGCAGCAGCUACAGAGGCAGAACCACCAAAGAAAAGGGGAGUCCUGAGCACGGUCAUGUCGCUGUUCGAUCCAAUCGGCCUGUUAGCUCCAUUUACGGUGUUAGGAAAGAUGCUCAUGCAAGACCUGUGGCGAGCGGGUUGCGACUGGGACCAGCGAAUCGACGGAGAGUGCCUGGAUAAGUGGCGACAGUGGGUCGCAAUGUUUUCUCUGGUCGAGGGUGUUCGGAUUCCAAGAUGCAACUUUGGAUCGACACCUUCUGACCGAUUUGGCCAAAUACAGCUACAUAUCUUCAGUGAUGCCGGGGAGAAUGCGUACGGAAGUGUUGCGUAUCUACGGAUUUGUGUGGACAAUAAUGUUAAAUGUUCGUUGGUGAUGGCUCGAUCGAAACCGUUCGUCGGCUUUCGAAUCGGAGAAAUUCUGAGCCUCUCCAAGCUGACAGACUGGCGCUACGUUCCGACCAAGCUAAAUGUAGCAGAUUCGCUCACCAAAUGGGGUCGUCUUCCGGAUCUUUCGAGCGAAGGUUCAUGGUUUCGUGGCCCGGAGUUCCUGUACCAGCAGCCGUCGGAAUGGCCUCAACAGAAUCUUCCCGCUGCAAAUACACGAACGGAAAUCAAGGCAAUACACCUUUUUCACGGUGUUGAGCUUCCAAGUUGCUUUAUCGACGUGACUAGAUUUUCGAAGUGGAAUGUUGCAGUUCGCACCGUGGCAUGCAUUUUCCGAUUCAUCUCCAACUGCCGGCGCCGAGCCGCUGGCAAAUCCAUCGAAGCAGUCCUUUCGACUCCAAAGCUUAAAAAGCUCAUCAAGGUUGAAAUUCCCUUUGUAGUGGUUCCGUUGCGGCAAGACGAGCAUCGAUGUGCCGAAAAUACUCUCUUCAGGUUGGCUCAAAGCGAGUCGUACAGCGACGAAAUCAAGAUAUUGAAGAAGAAUGCAGAAUUACCUUUUCAAAAUUGGUUUCCACUAGAAAAGUCCAGCCCUCUCUACAAGCUUGUGCCCUUGAUCGACGCCGAUGGUUUGGGCAUGGAUUUCGAGAGACGGUGA
Messenger RNA from Uranotaenia lowii, 1290 nucleotides. RefSeq lists its product as uncharacterized. The record is from RefSeq and is a predicted model, not a curated record. The coding region runs from base 1 to 1290 and encodes 429 amino acids. NCBI's taxonomy places the organism in Eukaryota, Metazoa, Arthropoda, Insecta, Diptera, Culicidae. The transcript is spliced from 4 exons.